Lates calcarifer (barramundi perch) is the source of this 1146-nucleotide messenger RNA. RefSeq names its product dehydrogenase/reductase SDR family member 13. Lineage: Eukaryota; Metazoa; Chordata; Actinopteri; Centropomidae. The record is from RefSeq and is a predicted model, not a curated record. The transcript has 6 exons. Bases 41 to 997 code for a protein of 318 amino acids.
UGAGUCCGUCAGUGAUUCUCAGGUGGUGCCGGGACCGACCAUGUUUCACCUGCUGCUGCUGGCCGGGGUGCUUCUGGGAGGAUACAUCGUCCUCAUACAGACGCUCUUCAAGAGAUCCAAAUGCAGAGGGAACGCAGCGAUGGCGGGAAAGACUGUCGUCAUCACAGGAGGGAACACCGGCAUUGGUAAAGCCACGGCACUGCACCUGGCCAGGAAGGGAGCCAGAGUGAUCCUGGCCUGCCGGAACCGGGACAAAGCCGAGGCGGCCAUCGCAGAUAUACAACAGGAAACAGGAAGUACUGACGUUCUCUACAUGCAUCUGGACCUGGCCAGUCUGAAGUCGGUCCGCUGCUUCGCUGAAACCUUCCUGAAAACGGAGUCCAGGCUGGAUCUGCUCAUCAACAACGCCGGUCUGGUGGCUGACGGCCGGACCGAGGACGGUUUCGGCAUCGAGUUCGGGGUGAACCACCUGGGUCACUUCCUGUUGACCUGCCUGCUGCUGGAGAGGCUGAAGGAGGCGGGCGGAGGACGGGUGAUCACCCUGUCCUCCAUGGCUCACCGCUGGGGACACAUCGACUUCGAGGCUCUGGCGGUGAACAAACACCUGGGCACCGGCAGGUACAGCUGGCAGUUCUUCCAGGCGUACUGCAACAGCAAACUGUGCAACGUCCUCUUCACCCACGAGCUCGCCAAGAGGCUGAAAGGAACCAACGUCACCUGCUACAGCCUCCACCCAGGUGUUGUCCGUACUGAGCUGUCCAGACACGUCAGCCUGUGGCAGAAGAUCUUCAUCGAGCCCGUGGCCCGGCUGCUGUUUCUGGACCCGGAGGCCGGAGCUCAGACCACGCUGCACUGCGCCCUGCAGGAGGGAAUCGAGCCUCUGAGCGGGCGCUACUUCUCCUGCUGCGCCGUGCAGGAAGUGUGUGCCCGGGCCCGGGACGACGCCGUGGCCAGAAAACUGUGGGAGGUCAGCGAGAGGCUCUGUGGACUUUCUUAAGGUGGACUGAACACAAAGGACUUUAAGAUUUCCCUCUACCUUAAACAGAUUAUUAAAUGUGUGAGCGAUGAGCUCCUUUAGUUACAAACUGUUCUGUUACAGUGUGAGAAGUUUCUGUCUGAACCAAUGUAAAUACAUUAAUAACAACA